Jatropha curcas is the source of this 2304-nucleotide messenger RNA. Its product is annotated as respiratory burst oxidase homolog protein A. The record is from RefSeq and is a predicted model, not a curated record. Gene Ontology annotation, cellular component: plasma membrane. Gene Ontology annotation, molecular function: peroxidase activity; calcium ion binding; NAD(P)H oxidase H2O2-forming activity. Lineage: Eukaryota; Viridiplantae; Streptophyta; Magnoliopsida; Malpighiales; Euphorbiaceae.
UAAAUAUAUUCUUCUUUCCUCCAUACCAUUCUCUAAAAAUUCUAUUAGGACCAUUUCCUUUCUUUUCUACUACUGUAUCUCUUCUUUCUUCUCUGCCACAAACGCGUAAGCCGAAAAUAUACCUAGAAAGCAUUCCUUUUAAGUGGUCACCGAGCACUCAGUCUAUGUACAUACAUACCCAUUUUUCGUUUUUAUUUUUUUCUGGUCUUUCUCGGUCCCCCUGCGUUGAGUCCACUUCUCUCUUUAGUUUUAAUUUCUAGUGCUUAAGCUUGUCUUUUACUUGCUUCUCUUUCCCUUUUCCUCUCAAGAAAAUUUUUUCUCUCUGGUACGGCUAACUCCGCGUUCUUGUCUUUUCCAUUAGAUUCCCGACGCGUUCCAAGACUAAUAAUAAUACUUCCUCCACUUCUUUAAAAUAUCCCUCUCUCACACAAUAUUAACAACUAACAACCAAAACCAAACAUGCCAACUUAUAUUCAAAGAUAAAAACCAAAUUUGAUUUCGAUGAGAGGAUUACCUAAGCAUGAGCGCCGUUGGGCGUCGGAUACGGUUCCUGGUAAGCUAACCGUCAGUGCCGGAACUUCUCCCGGGACGGAAUCCAAUUCUGGUGAGGAAUUCGUUGAAGUCACACUUGAUUUACAGGAUGAUGACACUAUUAUCCUACGGAGUGUGGAGCCGGCCACGGUUCUUAAUAUUGAAGAUGGAAGUGGAGCUCUCUCAGCUGGACCAGAAACUCCGGCGUCUGCGUCUGCAUCGGUGUCGAGAUCACCGUCAACUAUCAGACGAAGUUCGUCUAGAAAUUUUUUGCAGUUGUCACAGGAGUUGAAAGCAGAGGCGGUGGCCAAAGCGAGACAAUUCUCGCAGGAGUUAAAAGCGGAGUUAAGGAGGUUUUCGUGGAGCCAUGGACAUGCGGCGAAAGUGUUAUCGGCUUCGCAGAACAAUGGUGGUGGCGGCGGAGGUGGAUUCGAAUCAGCGUUAGCGGCUCGAGCUUUGAGAAAGCAAAGAGCUCAGUUGGACCGGACACGAUCCGGUGCUCAAAAAGCGCUGCGUGGAUUGAGAUUUAUAAGUAACAGAAAAACGAAUGGUUUAGAUGCAUGGAACGAAGUUCAAAGCAACUUCGAUAAGCUUGCCAAGGACGGUUAUCUUUAUCGAGCAGAUUUUGCCCAAUGCAUAGGGAUGAGAGACUCUAAGGAGUUCGCACUCGAACUGUUUGAUGCAUUGGGUAGGAGACGGAGAUUGAAGGUGGACAAGAUCAGCAGAGACGAGCUUUAUGAAUUCUGGUCACAAAUUUCCGAUCAAAGCUUCGAUUCUCGUCUCCAGAUCUUCUUCGACAUGGUGGACAAGAAUGAAGAUGGUAGAAUUACUGAAGAAGAAGUAAAAGAGAUUAUCAUGCUAAGUGCAUCUGCAAACAAGUUGUCGCGAUUAAAGGAACAAGCAGAGGAGUAUGCUGCUUUGAUCAUGGAAGAGUUGGACCCUGAAAGACUUGGCUAUAUCGAGCUAUGGCAACUGGAAACGCUUCUCCUCCAAAAGGACACGUAUUUAAACUAUAGCCAAGCACUAAGCUACACCAGCCAAGCUUUGAGCCAAAACUUGCAAGGACUAAGAAAGAAAGGCCCAAUAAGGAGAUUAAGCAAGCAGCUAAUCUACUUUUUACAAGAGAAUUGGAAAAGAAUUUGGGUUUUGGCACUAUGGGUCAUGAUAAUGAUUGGCUUAUUCACAUGGAAAUUCUUUCAAUACAAGCAAAAAGAUGCUUUUCGGGUCAUGGGUUAUUGUCUUCUAACAGCUAAAGGUGCAGCAGAAACAUUAAAGCUCAAUAUGGCUCUCAUUCUCUUGCCCGUCUGCAGAAAUACCAUCACCUGGCUCAGGUCCACAAAGUUGGGUUACUUGGUUCCAUUUGACGAUAACAUAAACUUUCACAAGACUAUUGCAGCUGCAAUUGUAAUUGGUGUCAUUCUCCAUGCUGGAAAUCACCUUGCCUGUGAUUUUCCAAGGCUUAUAAACUCAUCUGAUAAAGACUAUGAUGAUUACUUGAAAAAUGAUUUUGGAGGACAUAAGCCCACAUAUGCUAAAUUGGCAAGAGGGGCUGAGGGCGUGACGGGAAUUCUAAUGGUUAUCUUCAUGGCAAUUGCAUUUACUCUUGCGACUCGAUGGUUCAGGCGAAGUCUUAUUAAGUUUCCAAAACCUUUUGAUAGACUCACUGGGUUCAAUGCAUUCUGGUAUUCUCACCAUUUAUUUGUCUUUGUAUACAUCCUGCUCAUCAUUCAUGGAGUAUUCCUCUAUUUGGUGCAUAAAUGGUACCUAAAGACG